AUUCGACAUCGCCCGAACAAAGGGACGAGGCUACCUCAUCCGUCGUCGCGAGCGCUGCCAUUAGAAAGUCGUCGGCAGUCGAUGUGUGCGGGAGUUCCGCGAGUCGGAUAGAGAGAGAGAGAGAGAGAGAGAGAGGGAGAUAGAGAAAGAAGUCGGUUCAAGGCGUCGUGAGAAAGUUUCGUCGACCGGGAGUCGUCAGAGUACGGGAAGAGGGAGAGUGGAAGGUUCGCGAAGAGAUAUCCGAUCGCGGGAUUAGAAAGAUCUACCCAAAGCGUAGGCCGUCGCGAUCGAGCUAGGUCCUGGAUCCAUCGAAAUUGGUCAGAAUCGAUCCGACGAAAGGGAGCAUCGUAAGAAGCGGCGCGCGUUGAUCGUCCGAAACGAAGAGAAGAUUCGACUCGGCGAAUUCGCGAGCGUAGAGAGGAGCGCCGCUAACGAUAAGAGAAGACGACGCGACGGAGGUGACGACGCGCAUACCCUCAUCCGUAAAAUCGAUCCUCGCGUACACCUGUAAUUGUGCGCCGGAUCGUCGUCGCAUCGCCAUAUCGCCGUCGACGGGAAUCCUCGUGGGACGCUCCGGCGGUUAGCUCAUCCGCGCUGGAGGGUCGACGUCGCACGACGAGGGCUGUAGAGUGCUACGCAGCAACGUGGCGACGACGCCAUUUUGUCGUAACUGGUACCGUGCGAUUCUUUCGGCAUCAGCGCCGUCGAGCCUACUCAUCGCGUGACCCGUGACACGCGCGUAUCUCCUCCCGCAUCGCGCCCGCAAAGUGUGCGAAUCCAAAAUCGACCGGAGAUCAUCCGGAUAUCUCCGGGGAUUAGAUCGCGAGAGGAGCGAAGAGAGGAGGAAAGAGUCGGAGAGUCGAAGGGUUACGAGACACGGAUUGUUAUCUCGUGCAAAACGCGGAGUGCGUCAUCGGCGUGAUUUCGAUCUAUUCGCGCUCGUAAGGGAUUCCAUUCCCGAUUUCACCAUAUCGUUCAAUCUGCGUCCUCGCCCUGGGUAACCAACCAUGAGACUGGAAAUUGUGUCGGCGGCGGAUUUCCUGGUGCACCUGCUGCGCCUGCAGGCGGGUCAACUGUCGGAACGACAAUUGGAGAUGUUCAAGUCAUCGCUGACGGAGGUGUUGCGCCACCGUUACCGGGACCACUGGUUCCCGGAUCGGCCAAAUCGCGGCUCCGGUUACCGUUGCAUACGUAUCAACGGUAAAAUGGACCCGGUGAUCGCACAAGCCGGCGCCAACGUCGGCUUGCUGCCGACUGUCCUGCACACCCUGUUCCCCAGCGAGCUCACCAUGUGGAUCGACCCGUCGGAGGUGUCGUACAGAAUCGGCGAGAAUGGUUCCAUCUGCGUUCUGUACGAGCGGACCGAGCCCGAGAUCUCGGAUGAGCUCUCGUCCCAGCAGCACCAUCACCAGCAGCAACAUCAACACCAGCACCACCAUCAAUCGCAGCAGCAUCAGCAAAUGUCGCCGCAGCAAUCGUCGCCGCAACAACAGCAGCAGCAAUUUGAGAGCUGCAAGGACUCCCUAUUAUUGGAGCAUCCGCAGUUCAGCGAGCAGAUUGCCGCGUACGUCUCCAGCUGAAUCGCCGGGCUCGCGCUCGCCGUCACUCGCGUCCACGCUCUCGAAAUAAUGUAAUAAAGCGCACGUACAUCUCGUGAUAUGUGAUAUCCCGUGUGUGUCGCGUCGCGUCGGACCGAGCGGGUCCGCGCGCGCUCGAUCUUUCAUGGACUCCCCCAACUGUGUGCGCGCGUCCUCCUUGCGAUCGUUCUCUUCAUUUUUCCUCUAUAUUUCU
Formica exsecta is the source of this 1791-nucleotide messenger RNA. RefSeq names its product protein BTG2-like. The transcript has a single exon. The record is from RefSeq and is a predicted model, not a curated record. Gene Ontology annotation, biological process: negative regulation of mitotic cell cycle; negative regulation of cell population proliferation. Bases 1008 to 1580 code for a protein of 190 amino acids. Lineage: Eukaryota; Metazoa; Arthropoda; Insecta; Hymenoptera; Formicidae. Gene Ontology annotation, cellular component: nucleus; cytoplasm.